GUAAUUUCCGUUUUGAUUCGGUAAUUUCCGCUUAAUCUCCUUCCUGUGUUGAUCCCCCGUCCCCGGCAAAGGCACUCGGAGGCCAUUAUCCUGCAACCAUUCUUUUCUUUCAUACCCGAAGAAAUAAUUCAAUAAUUUAAUAAUUUCAUUAUUUAUUCGUGCAAGUUGACUAAGCUCUCGCUGGACACCUGCAGCUUUCCAAAUCGCGAGGGACGCGCGCCUCGCCUCGUCAAUCCUUCGGAAAGUUUCGGCUGCGUUCGUGCCCCGCUGUUGUGAAAUGGACGCGUCUGAACCUGCGGCGAAAGCGCUGCAGCUGGGCGACGCGUCUGCGGGAGAGACGGCGGGCUCGGAUACCGAAUCGGAGGCCGAAGUCGCCACGAUGACUGUGAUGGGAGAAGCGGCAAACAUCGACAUCACCGAAUCCCUGCCGAACCCCGACGACGGCGAAACCGCGUUUGCAGAGGUGACAGCCGUCACUGUUGGGGACGUCCAGAGUUCAGAUGAGACUGUCUUCACCUCCACAGUGGCCUCAGCAGUGUCCAUCCCUCGACACAUGCUCACCGGCAGAACUACGCUGCAGAUCGGUGACAGUCUGAGUACCCAGAAGGCCACGCUGAUCGUGGUGCACACGGAUGGGAGCAUCGUCGACGCCACAGGGCUGAAGGGAACCGCCACACCUAUGACACCUGGCCCUCAGACCCCGAGCACCCCUCUGAUGUCUGGACAUGUCUCCAAGUACAACUGGGAUCCGUCGGUUUAUGACAACGAGCUUCCGGUCCGCUGCAGGAACACCAGCGGGAUCCUGUACAAAAACAGACUGGGCUCAGGGGGAAAAGGCCACUGUAUCAAACACAACAACAACUGGUACACCCCGACUGAGUUUGAGGGUAUGUCAGGGAGAGCGAGCAGCAAAGACUGGAAGAGAAGCAUCCGCUACGCUGGCCGACCUCUACAGUGUCUCAUUCAGGAGCGUAUCCUAAACCCUCAUGCAGCGUCCUGUACGUGUGCGGCCUGCUGUGAUGAUGUGUCAACACUGAGUGACAUGUGUACGAAGGAGGGAUCUUUCGGAGGAGAGAACAUUUCGAUGACCGGCCCCGUCAGACUGUUCGUCCCUUAUAAAAGAAAGAAGAAGGACAGCGAGCGGGCAGCUUCUCCAGAGAAGAAGGAAGUUCAGUCUCCAAAGAACAUCACCCUGGGUCCUGGAGCAACAUUUACAGUGACUCCAUCCGGACAGAUCACCACAUCAGGCACGCUGACCUUUGACCGAACAGCGUCAGGAGAGACGGCGUCCAUCAUCUCCGACAGCCCAGCGCCCGCAGACGUCUUCACCAACACAACCAUGUUCACCAGCCUUCCUGCGCUGGCAGUGGUGCAGUCUAAACCCUCUCCAUCCGGUCCGAUCACGAACGGGCUGGAGACGGCUGAGCAGAGCACCUGGCUUUAUCUGGAGGAGAUGGCCAAUACGCUGCUCAACAACGCACAGCAACUCAAAGUCCUCAUCGCACAGGCCAAACAAAGCAGUCAGAGCGGCGCGCAUGCCCCCAUCAGCCCCGAGAAAAACAGCAGCAUCAGAAAAGAGUCCUUUCAGAGUCAGCUGUCACUCAGUGAAGAACCCGGGCGGAAAAUCACUCAAAUUAUCAUCCAGCACACAUGUGUGAACUGCGGUCGAGAGGCAUCCAGUGAGUGUGCGGGCUGCCAUAAAGUCCAUUACUGCUCUGGCUUCUGUCAGCGGAAGGACUGGAAGGAGCAUCAGCUGAGCUGCUGUCCCCCGGGCACGACGCUCAGCAUUCAGGAAGACGCUCAGAUGACUGGUGUGGAGGUGGAGAAAGGGAAGGCCUAGGACUGAGACGUAUGAGGUCUAGAUGGGUGUUCACUUCCGUUAAUGUGUUUUAGUUUAACUAUAAAGCCUCGUUGUAGCAGCCCAUUACACACUGUGACAUAUAGGGCAUACAUGGAUGACGUCUGUACUUUCUGUAUUAUUUGAGCGGUUUCACUCUCUCACUAUGGAUUUGAUAUGUGAAUAUAAUCCUUGAAGUGGUAGUUCCCCAAAAAUCAUUUACUCACCCUUAUGUUUUUCCAAGACUCUAUGACAUUUUGAACACAAUGCGUUGUGUACAGGCUCACAAUUUCCGUAAAAUUAACAGUUUUUAAGCUCCUAAAAGGAAAAAUGAAAACACAGAAGUAAUCCACAUGAAAUAUAG
Molecule: messenger RNA, 2201 nt
Organism: Carassius carassius (crucian carp)
Lineage: Eukaryota; Metazoa; Chordata; Actinopteri; Cypriniformes; Cyprinidae
Gene: deaf1
Product: DEAF1 transcription factor
Exons: 13
Coding region: 278-1840 (520 amino acids)
Biological process (GO): regulation of transcription by RNA polymerase II
Cellular component (GO): nucleus
Molecular function (GO): DNA binding; DNA-binding transcription factor activity, RNA polymerase II-specific
Source: RefSeq, a predicted model, not a curated record